AUGAACUGCAAGGAAGAAGAUGACAACUGCACUGAUGGGAGCAGCAAUAACACGAAGAAGAUGUUAAAAUGCGUGGUGGUUGGGGACGGUGCAGUUGGGAAAACCUGUUUGCUGAUGAGUUAUGCCAACGAUGCCUUCCCAGAGGAGUAUGUGCCCACUGUGUUUGACCACUAUGCAGUAACUGUGACUGUGGGAGGACAACAACACUUGCUGGGACUUUAUGACACUGCAGGGCAGGAGGACUACAACCAGCUGAGACCCCUGUCCUACCCCAAUACGGAUGUGUUCUUGAUCUGCUUCUCAGUGGUGAACCCUGCUUCAUACCACAAUGUCCAGGAGGAGUGGGUGCCCGAGCUGAAAGUCUGCAUGCCCAACGUGCCUUAUGUCCUCAUAGGAACACAGAUUGAUCUCCGGGAUGAUCCCAAAACUUUGGCUCGGCUGCUUUACAUGAAGGAGAAACCACUCACCUACGAGCAUGGAGUGAAGCUAGCGAAGGAGAUUGGGGCACAGUGCUACCUGGAGUGCUCUGCCCUCACACAGAAAGGCCUUAAGACUGUCUUUGAUGAAGCAAUCCUGACCAUUUUCCACCCCAAGAAGAAGAAGAAGCGUUGUGCAAAGUGCCACAGGUGCUGCACCCUUGUGUGAGGUCACUUGGAAAGAAAAGCAAGAUGAGUUCAAUGAAACCAAGCAGGUUAGAAAGGCAAUCAAGGUCACAUGCAACUGAAAUGGGGAACAUGACCAGAAAGGGGUCCUUCUUACUCAAAUAUAGGAGCCCUCCAUUCUGUGAAACCUCCAAGCUGUAUCACACUAGGCCAACUCAUGUCUAUGUGCUUUCCUAACCCUCUAGAGUUGUAUGCAGUCUGUUCCCACUACUGCAGACUGCACUGAGCCAACAGAAACCAAGAUGCCUGCUCCUGCUUGACUCUUCACCUUAGGAAUAAGGUGAAG
Messenger RNA from Balearica regulorum gibbericeps (East African grey crowned-crane), 948 nucleotides. RefSeq names its product ras homolog family member J (gene RHOJ). Lineage: Eukaryota; Metazoa; Chordata; Aves; Gruiformes; Gruidae. Gene Ontology annotation, biological process: small GTPase-mediated signal transduction. Gene Ontology annotation, molecular function: GTPase activity; GTP binding. The record is from RefSeq and is a predicted model, not a curated record.